Penicillium maclennaniae is the source of this 2319-nucleotide messenger RNA. It is a transcript of the gene chsD, whose product is annotated as chitin synthase D. Lineage: Eukaryota; Fungi; Ascomycota; Eurotiomycetes; Eurotiales; Aspergillaceae. Bases 1 to 2319 code for a protein of 772 amino acids. Gene Ontology annotation, molecular function: chitin synthase activity. The record is from RefSeq and is a predicted model, not a curated record. The transcript is spliced from 3 exons. Gene Ontology annotation, cellular component: cell septum; cell periphery.
AUGGGCCCUGAGAAAAUGCGCACGGCAGACAUAGUGUACCUUUCUAUUGUGGGGCCGCUCAUGCUCGCAGCCUUCUUUGAGUGGUUGCUCUGGCUUGCGGCGUUCGUCUACUGCCUGGUGAAAGUGUAUCAGAAGGCUGAUCACUGGAGUAUCCGGGUACUUGCGGUGGUGAUGGCGGUACUAUUCAUCUUUCUGCGGCAAGUGAUGUCAAUUAUCCAUCCUCGGUGCAGUCUGCUAAUAUUUCUGGUCAUCAGCUUGGUCUUUCUUCCCGUGAUGAUCGUAACACUGCCCCUGCCAAGCCAAGUCACUCAGUUACUCCCUGUCCCUGCGGUCUUGUUCUUUCACUGGUUUGCGUUCUACUCAUUUUCGAUUCUCCUUAUCGGACCUUGGCUCAUCUGUGUGUACCGACUUGUCACCAGCUCUAUUGGAAGGAAAAAGAGAAUUGACAAAAUACUGGACGAGCGCUCCGCACCAAAGACAGUUGUUGUGAUGCCAGUAUACAAAGAGGAGCCAGAUGUUUUGAUUGCAGCGAUUGACUCUGUGGUGGAUUGCGACUAUCCCGCCGGUUGCAUCCAUGUCUUUCUAUCUUAUGACGGAGGUGGAGUGGACGAGCCAUACCUCCGAGUAAUCCAGCAUCUUGGCAUUUCAGCUCACCUCCGGGAGUACGUUCCAAGUAUCGACGUCGUUUACAAAGGUGCUCGGAUAACGGUUUCCCGAUUUCCUCAUGGCGGCAAGAGAAAGUGUCAGAAGAACACAUUCAAACUGAUCGAUAAAGUCUAUGCCCGGUAUAUCAAGCAACACGACGAUCUUUUCGUGUUAUUCAUUGACUCCGACUGCAUCCUAGAUCGGGUCUGCCUGCAGAAUUUCAUGUACGAUAUGGAGCUGAAGCCAGGGAGCAAGCAUACUAUGCUGGCAAUGACCGGCAUUAUUACCUCAACCACCAAGAAGAACAACGUGAUCACCAUUCUCCAGGACAUCGAGUACAUUCAUGGGCAGCUUUUUGAGCGCUCUGUUGAAUCAGCCUGCGGGUCUGUGACCUGCCUCCCAGGGGCAUUGACAAUUUUGCGCUUUUCUGCAUUUCGCAAGAUGGCCAAGUAUUAUUUUUCAGAUAAGGCCGAGCAGUGUGAUGAUCUAUUUGAUUAUGGGAAGUGUCACCUUGGCGAAGAUCGCUGGCUCACCCAUCUAUUCAUGAUCGGUGCUACGAAGCCGUAUCAGAUCCAGAUGUGUAUGGGUGCUUUUUGCAAGACCGAGGCUGUACAAACCCUAAGCAGCCUCCUGAAACAGCGGCGCCGAUGGUUUUUGGGAUACAUCACCAACGAAGUGUGCAUGAUCACCGACAUUCGGCUCUGGAAACGCUACCCGCUCCUAUGUCUGGUCCGGUUCAUGCAAAAUACCAUCCGGACCACGGCUCUAUUGUUUUUUAUCAUGGUUAUAUCACUCAUGACAACCUCACAGAAAGUGGCAGAUCUUCCACUCGCUUUCAUGGGUGUCUCUCUUGGGCUGAACUAUCUGCUUAUGUUUUACUUUGGCCUUCAGCUUAAACGAUUCAAGACCUGGCUAUACCCGCUGAUGUUCAUUCUCAACCCUUUCUUCAACUGGGCUUACAUGGUCUAUGGGAUAUUUACCGCUGGGCAGCGCACUUGGGGUGGGCCGCGCGCAGAUGCUGCCACCGCGGAUGAUCAUACAACUCCCGCCGAGGCGGUUGAGCAGGCUAGGGCGCAAGGCGAUGAACUCAAUGUCGACGUGAACACAUUUCACACGUCCAUUGUCUCUCGAAGGAGGUCCGUCCCCAUUCGUCCCUCGAAACUGGUUGAAGGACGUUUCACGCCGGCCGAGCAACCUCUCGACGAUAAGUAUCGCAGUCCCAGCAAGCCCGGUCCUUCUCAACGGCCAGUUUCCGGGCCUUUGUGCUUUCCGCCUCACGCGUUUCGCGACUCGGCGGAGUCGCUGUUUAGUGUGUCUUCUGAUGCUGGCUUCAAUACGGUUUCUCUGCCACGUAAUGUGGAGAGCCUCAUGGAAGAGGACGACCAACAGAAGUUUUUUAGUGCCCGUCGAGCUAGUGCGACAUCAGAAUGCUCGCUAAAAUCCGGUGCUGAUAAGACGCCUCUUGGAGAUAUUGGGAGAAACGAGGUAGAUAUGGACCAUCUAAAAUCUAGUGUCAUGGACUCAAGCACAUUGGAUACGAAGGCCCUUCAAUCAUCUUCUUGUCGCCACGGUUCAGACUUGGCUGAUCCUUCAUUUACGCACCCCUCUGAUGCUGUUUUGGACAACAAGAUUCCCAGCAAAGUCCCCGGCCGCAAGAACAACAAGAUGGUGUAG